Mustela erminea (ermine) is the source of this 1614-nucleotide messenger RNA. It is a transcript of the gene KCNMB1, whose product is annotated as potassium calcium-activated channel subfamily M regulatory beta subunit 1. The transcript has 4 exons. Lineage: Eukaryota; Metazoa; Chordata; Mammalia; Carnivora; Mustelidae. Gene Ontology annotation, biological process: potassium ion transport; detection of calcium ion. The coding region runs from base 419 to 994 and encodes 191 amino acids. Gene Ontology annotation, molecular function: potassium channel regulator activity; calcium-activated potassium channel activity. The record is from RefSeq and is a predicted model, not a curated record. Gene Ontology annotation, cellular component: voltage-gated potassium channel complex; membrane.
CCCUGCCAGCCCAGAGAGACUGAUGAUGAAGAAACAUCUCUAAAUGUACCAGGAUGGUCUUUCCUGGUUUCUCAGUUUUGCUCAGUCUUUUGUUGUUCGAAAUCUGUUUCUUACAGACCCUGGAAAUUGCAGGUGUGGCGGCCUGAGUAACAGCUGCCCUUGUCUCCUAGGCUUGGGACGGACUCUCUGGAGUUUGUGUCCUGGGGCUGUGUGCUCAGACUUGACCAUGUUUGGGCAUGGAGGCCUGUCCCGGAUGGGGACCAGAGGCCGCUCUCCCAGAGAUGGGCUGAGAGCCCAAGCUUCCUGCUGCAGCUCAGGCAGCCUCUUUUGGGGUGGGGGCUGGGGGCCAGGCCAAAAGUCUCUGCCUGCUGAAGACUCCAGGGCUCCAGAAACUAAAUGACCAGUGCCUGCAGUGGACAUGGGAAAGAAGCUGGUGAUGGCCCAGAAGCGGGGAGAGACUCGAGCCCUUUGCCUGGGUGUGGCCAUGGUGGUGUGUGCGGUCAUUGCCUACUAUAUCCUGGGCACGACCGUGCUGCCCCUCUACCAGAAAAGUGUGUGGACCCAGAAAUCCACGUGCCAUCUGAUUGAGACCAGCAUCAGGGAGCAGGAGGAGCUAGAGGGCAAGAAGGUACCCCAGUACCCGUGCCUGUGGGUCAACGUGUCAGCUGUGGGCCGGUGGGCUGUGCUGUACCACACAGAGGACACUCGGGACCAGAACCAGCAGUGCUCCUACAUCCCAGGCAGCCUGGAGAACUACCAAGCGGCCCGGGCCGAUGUGGAGAAAGUCAGGGCCACAUUCCACGAGAAACAGAUUUUCUACUGCUUCUCAACCGCUCGGGAGAACGAGACCACUGUCCUGUAUCAGCGCCUCUAUGGGCCCCGGACCCUGCUCUUCUCUCUCUUCUGGCCUACCUUCCUGCUGACUGGAGGUCUCCUCAUUAUCGCCAUGGUGAAGAUCAACCAGUCCCUCUCCAUCCUGGCGGCUCAGAAGUAGGCCUCUCCAUGUCCCAGAGCUGCCUCUGCUGCUAGAGACUGGGUGGGCCCCCAGGCUGCUCCCUACUUGGGUACCCCUGCCCCUCCCCCUGCCUUCCCACUGUUUUGCUCCAUCCCAUCUCUGCUAUCUGGAUGGGCUUUGGUGAGUCCCUUUGUCAUGUCGUUCCUGAUUAAGAAUGUACACCACUUCUUAGUGCUUCAGAGAGCUCAAGGCCAGCACGUAACAUUGUCCUAUUACCUGUCCCCGCUCAGCUGACUGAAACCCACUUCCUGCCGCACCACCCACCAGCCCACAGAUGCCAGUGAUGCUCGUCUCCAUGCCUGUGUUCUCGUGGUUGGCUCAAAGGCCUACCUUUGUCAUCCACGGCAGACCUCACUCUCUUCUUUGAAUUCCAUCAUGAAAACCACAGCAGCUCCGAUGUAUAGAGAACAUUUAGAAUUGGAUUGUAGGAUGCUAGGUGCUAUGUAUGUUUUUAUUCCAAUAUUAUUAAUAAAUAUAGGUACGAACUUCCAUUUGUAAAAUACAUAAGUCCUGGGUGACUAUAGUUCAUCAUACUGUACUGUAUACUUGAACGUGGCUGAGAGAGUAAAUCCUAAAAGUUCUCAUCCCAAGGAAAAAAA